Tigriopus californicus is the source of this 2082-nucleotide messenger RNA. RefSeq names its product luciferin 4-monooxygenase-like. NCBI's taxonomy places the organism in Eukaryota, Metazoa, Arthropoda, Copepoda, Harpacticoida, Harpacticidae. Gene Ontology annotation, biological process: fatty-acyl-CoA biosynthetic process; long-chain fatty acid metabolic process. The record is from RefSeq and is a predicted model, not a curated record. The transcript is spliced from 10 exons. Gene Ontology annotation, molecular function: long-chain fatty acid-CoA ligase activity. The coding region runs from base 205 to 1938 and encodes 577 amino acids.
CAUUGAUUGGCUCUCGAACCCUUCUUGACAAUUUGAUUGAUUACUCACCUGACCUUGCCCUACAAAGAAUUUUCUGGUUGUUUUAGCGUGGAAUGAUGACGUUUCAAUCACUGACUCUUUGCAGCAAUCUUCUAUCACCUAUCUAUAAAAGACGAUCGAAGUGAUCUUCAAAUCAGUUUACUAACAGCAAUUCAAACAUUCAAAAUGAUGGAUACAAACAUUGCCAAAAAUGUCAAGAACCAUAUCAAAGAUGGAAUCCUCACCUCCGGAUUAUCAAUCCCGACAUAUUCGGACCCUGUUCGAGGAUCAAUUUAUCAAGAAGUCAACAGGGCUAUGGAGAAAAUUCUCGAUGAUGACACGGAUUGGGUCGUGCUUCAUAACGUCUUAACCGGCGAAAAGUUAACUGCAACGGAUGCUUUAAACUACGGAAAACGAUUUGGCGCCUUUUUCGAACAGCAUGGGUUCAAGAGGGGACACGUGGUACAUUUAAUCUUGGGUAACGAGAAUUUGACUUUUCCCAUUUGCUUUGGAGCCUGGAUUCUGGGUGGAUGCGUCAGUACAGGCGAUGUCAAUUUGGAACCAAGAUCUUUGGCUGCGCAGCUCAAUACUCUGUCCACCAGAUUUUUGAUAUGUAAUUCUGAGACAAAACAGUUAGCAAUGGAAGCCUUAAAAUUGGCUGACAGACCUCAAGAUGUGCAAACGUUCUGUUUGGGACCCAACGAUGUGUUUGAAGACCUUUUGGACCACAUGAAGAAUAUCGAUCCAAUUCAAUGUCCGGAUCCAGUAGAUGUGGAUACCGAAAGUGAUGUCCCUCUCGUAUUUUGGUCUUCGGGAACCACGGGACACCCCAAAGCCAUUUGCCACACUCAUUUUUCGGCACUUCGCAUGGGCGGUGUGACCUUUAAUUUCAUGGAACCUAAAAUGAGCUUGGUGAUCUCAACGUGCUUCUUUCAUGGGGGUGGUUUCAUAGCUGCAUUGUUCUCUUUCAUGCGGCAUCAGUGUUGCCAUCAUAUGUUUGGACCUGAUUUUAAAUUGGAGCAUCUUCUCAACGCCAUCAUUAGCGCCAAACCAAAAUCAAUCACCAUUGGAACUCAUCAUUACGUACAAUUAGCAGAAUCUGAGCUCUUAGCAAAUACAAAUCCAGAAGAUUUGGCAUCUUUGGAAUACAUCGCUCCAGCCGGAGCGGCUGUCCCCUCCUCGUGCGAGGAGUCAUACCGUCAGAAAUGUCCCAAUCUAAAGGGCGUUUUGAACAUCUACGGACAAACUGAAGGAGGACUGUUGACCUUAGGCCUCUCUACCGCAACCCUAGGCUCUAUUCUUCCAGGGAUUAGCGUGAAGGUGGAAAAUGUAGCGACAGGUGAGCGAUGUGGACCCAAUGAAGAGGGAGAGUUUUGUUACAAAACACCUGUGGUCAUGAAAGGCUACCACAACCGACCCAAGGAUAAUGCGGCAUUUUUCGAUCACGAAGGUUAUGCUCAUUCUGGAGACUUGGUGUUUUAUACUCCGGACGGUGCUCUCCAUUAUGUGGAUCGCCUUAAAGAAAUCAUGAAAUACAAGAACAACCACGUGGCACCCACUGAGUUGGAGGGAAUCUUGCAAAGACAUCCAGCAGUGCAAGAGUGUUUGAUAUUUGGCAAGCCUGACCCUGAAGUUCAAGAAUUGAUAUCAGCCGUGGUUGUGGUAAAACCUGGCCAUCAGGUCACCGGGGAUGAGCUUCGAAACUUUGUGAACAAAGAUGUCACCGACUAUAAGAAAAUACGUGGGGAUGUCCUUUUCCGAGAUGACAUUCCUCGAAAUUCUGUCGGGAAACUCAUUCGCCGUGAGAUGCGUGAAUGGGCUCGACAUCAAGCGAAAUGCAAGGGCAUCAACGCCCAAAGUUCCUUAACGGAAACCCAGGCCCAAAAUUAUUUUACCUAUUCACAAGAUGCCGAUCGGUAGUGGUGUUUCCUGAAUGAACGCACUCAGUUCUUAAUCAAGUGGCAUAAGAUGAAGAAUUGAUCCCUAGUGGAAUCAAGAAUUACAAAAGAUACCAAAAAUGUAGCCAAAGACACAAAUAAAAAUUGACUUUCCACACAAACCAGA